This is a messenger RNA of Colletotrichum siamense, 3240 nucleotides long. RefSeq lists its product as uncharacterized. The record is from RefSeq and is a predicted model, not a curated record. NCBI's taxonomy places the organism in Eukaryota, Fungi, Ascomycota, Sordariomycetes, Glomerellales, Glomerellaceae. The transcript is spliced from 4 exons. The coding region runs from base 1 to 3240 and encodes 1079 amino acids.
AUGAGCUCGUCGGCCACAAACCAAUGGCCUCCUAGGCGGCCUUCCAAGCGGAGCAAGCUUCGAAACGGCACCUUCAUUGUUCCCGGCACCGGCGAACGCAGUCGCCGCCAAUUCUCCCUCCGUGGCUCGAGCAUCGAAAUCCCUUCUCCUGAAGUCGACGGCUACCGAUCUCUCCUGACCGCCGAGACGACCGGCGAAUCUUUCAAUGUCGUCAAACACAAUAUCAAGACCAGCGCCUCCCGCUUCUGGGACUGGCUGCUUUCACCGGCGGGCAAGGGAGUGGUGAAAUGCUCCGUCGCAUAUCUCCUCGCCAGUCUGGCAACCUUCCUUGCACCGAUAUCGACGUUUCUAGGCAAGCCUGAUGGAAAGCACGUUGUCGCGACUCUGACGGUCUAUUUCCACGCCAGUCGGACGUGGGGUUCCAUGGUCGAGGCCGCAGCCAUCGCCACUAUUGCUGUCUUGUACGCCGAGGUCGUCUCGGUCAUCUCCAUGCUCUUCUCUGUUCUCGUCGGAGGGAAGCUCGGUCUCAUCCCGUUGUCACAUGUUCUCAUUCUCACAUUCUGCAUCGGCGGCGGUCUUGGCUUCGUUGGUUGGGUCAAGCAGAGGCUCAAUAACCCGCUAGUCAAUGUCGGCUGUACUCUUGCAUCUAUCGCCAUUAUUGCCGUUAUUACCAGAGAAGAGGCGAUUCAUGAGGGGCACUUCUCUGAGGCCAAGAUAGUCCAGGUCCUUAAGAUGUUGGUCAUGGGCAUCACCAUCGCCGUGGCGGUCAACCUAUUGCUUUGGAGAGUCUCAGCGAGAGCAUUGUUGCGCACCUCCUUGAACGCCGGUGCCGUAUCCCUCUCAGACAUGCUCGCCAUGAUCACUCGCGGCUUCUUGAAUGGCUCAGAGAACGAGAUCAUGUCGGGGGACUUCGCCUUCGUCGUGAGGCAGUACAAGGCUACUCAUGCUAAGAUGACGAAGAGCCUUAGGGAGUCCAAGUUCGAGCAUUGGGUUUUGGGCCGCGAGAAGGUAUACGACCUGGAGAAGGCUUUAGUCAAGUCGCUCGAGUCACUGUCGCAGGCUAUCGGGGGCUUAAGGAGUGCUGCUGACACGCAGUUCAGUCUUCUAAAGGAGCUGCCUCAAGAUCCCAUGGCUGGACAGCUCUCUCCUGGCAGCACUGUCUUCUCCCCCACACUUUCUCGUGCGAUGUCACAGUAUCUGAAGGGUUCCCGAGACAGAUUUGCUACCUUGGCAUCUAUUGAUGAGGAUGAGGAAUUUGAGGACGAAAUUGACGACCACCCCAGCCCUGAAGCGACACCAGAUGGGCCGCCACCACCCCUCCCUCCAUUCAAAUCACCAAGCGAGAUCUUCGAACUCUUCAUAGCGCUGUUGGGUCCUUCUAUGAAGUCGCUUGCAUACACGCUUUCGGAGAUCCUCAGAGAGCAGGCUUUCGGUGCUGGUGCGGACUCUAAGAUCACUGUUAACCCGCACUUUAAGCACAGUUUGCAGGACGCCAUGACAUUGUACAACCAUGCGAGGACCAACGCGCUCCAAGAACUGUACACUAGCAUUGAGCUCGGGCGGUCGAGAUCGGAGAAGAUCCAGGCAGAUAUUGAAGAGGUCGCGGCUGCUUGCGGACACUUCAGUUUCAGCUUGCAACACGUUGCCGAGGAUAUCGAUGCCUACUUGACAGCACUCGAGGAGCUGAAGUACCACAGGGAGUUAGGCUCUCGCAGCUGGAACUGGCUCAAGCCAUGGAAGUAUUGGAACACCCCCUCGCCACCAAGAGAACCGGACCCGAACAACCUUGAUGCUGAGCGCCUGCUGCAUCAGCCAAUGGAUGCGACUGAGCAGCCUGUCCGGCCUCUCAGAAAAUCCGCCGUGCCUAGAGGCAUUCCGGAUACCAUGAUCAAACGAAGAGACACGUUCAGCUGGGACGCUGCUCCGAAUGCGAGUACGAUCCUACGUCUGCUUUCGCAAGUGAUUCUCAAAUUCCUCAGGGUCUUGUCCCGUGAUGACAUUCGCUUUGGUGUCAAGGUUGGCUUCGGUGCCGCCCUCUGGGCAGCUUGUGCUUUCCUUCCGGCAACCAAAGAUGUAUAUCGACACUGGCGAGGCGAGUGGGGUCUGUUGUCUUUCAUGAUUGUUGCGUCAAUGACGGUAGGCGCUGCCAACACUACCGGUACUGCCAGGUUCAUCGGCACUAUCGCUGGAGUAGUAUUCGCGAUGACGGCCUGGGCAAUUAGUCAAGGUAACGGUGUUAUUCUUGCAUUCUUCGGCUGGAUGGUGAGCUUUUUCUGCUUCUACAUGAUGUUGGUGAAGAACAACGCCCCCUUCGGUAGAAUCACGAUUUUGGCCUGGAACGUCACAGUCCUUUACGCAUACUCGCUCUCACAGAAGGUGGAGGACGAUGAUGACGAUGAAGGUGGCGCCAACCCUUUGAUGUUUGAGAUUUGCUACCACAGAUUUGUCGCCGUCACGCUUGGUAUCUUGUGGGGUAUCAUUGUGUGUCGUGCGAUCUGGCCUAUCUCAGGCAGAAAGAAAUUCAAGGAGGGUCUCUCUGUGCUCUACCUGCAGUUGGGACUUAUCUGGAAGAGAGGGCCGCUAGCCAUCUUGCUCCGAAGCGACAACACAAGGUCUUACAUGAGGGCUGGAGAAGAGCAGGCUCUGCAACGUUACGCGUCGAAACUUGAGGCUUUGCGUAACGCAGCAAAGAGUGAAUUUGAGCUUCGAGGCCCGUUUCCCGAUGCGGCAUAUGCCCGCAUCAUGUCGUCUACCAGCAAGAUUCUCGAUGGCUUCCAUGCCAUGAGACUCGUCACUUCAAGACGCGGCCAACUGUCGGAUGGCGAGAAAGCGUUGCUCGAAUACACGGCCCCAGAGCGCGCACAACUUUGCGACCGUAUCUGCCACGUUUUCCAGGUGCUCGCCAGCUCAAUCAUGUUGGAGUAUCCGCUCACUGACGCCAUUCCGUCGGUGGUUGGCAACAAGGACCGGCUGCUGGGCAAAAUCUACCAGUUCAGAAAAGAGCACCAUCCAUCCACGCAGCCGUCCACUCCAGGGGCGGAACCGAAUGGCAAUGGAAACAGUAACGGGAGCAGCAACGGCAACAGUAAGGACGACAUCGUUGUUGAAGAGAAGGACUAUGCGUUGUUGUACGCGUACACCUUGGUCACGGCUCAGGUCGCCCAGGAGUUGGAAUACGUACAAAGAGAAGUUGAGAACCUUUUUGGUGUACUGAACACCGAGGCACUUUUGCUGCAGUAA